Messenger RNA from Gossypium raimondii (Peruvian cotton), 1255 nucleotides. RefSeq names its product NADH--cytochrome b5 reductase 1. The transcript is spliced from 9 exons. Gene Ontology annotation, biological process: electron transport chain. Lineage: Eukaryota; Viridiplantae; Streptophyta; Magnoliopsida; Malvales; Malvaceae. The record is from RefSeq and is a predicted model, not a curated record. The coding region runs from base 237 to 1079 and encodes 280 amino acids. Gene Ontology annotation, molecular function: cytochrome-b5 reductase activity, acting on NAD(P)H.
AAUGAGCUCUGCUAAAUGGGUUGCCGAUUACACCAAAUGUUUACAAAUUUUGACUCCCUUUCUCUUCUCUGCCAGGAACUGAGCCAAAACAAAAUAAAGCACCUUUUGCAUGAGUUAAAACAAGGAAUAAAUACCCCAUUUUUCCUCCCCUGUCCUAUCCAUUAAUUAGAAAUUUGGGGGUCUUUUUAUUAGAACUUAGAAAGAUAAGAUCUUGGGGUAUAGUUGGAAUCAGGAUCAUGGAUUUGGAAUUCUUGCAAUCUAUGGAUAUUCAGAUUCUUGUUGGUGUAGCUGUAGCUGCUUUAGCCAUUGUUGUUGGUGCUGUUUAUCUGUUUGCCUCUACGAAAUCCAAAGGCUGUCUAGAUCCAGAGAAUUUCAAAGAGUUUAAACUUGUGAAGCGCCAACAGCUGAGCCAUAAUGUGGCGAAGUUCACAUUUGAACUUCCUACACCUACUUCAGCUUUGGGUCUUCCCAUUGGACAGCAUAUAAGUUGCAGGGGCAAGGAUAGCCAAGGUGAAGAGGUUAUUAAACCAUAUACACCUACAACAUUGGAUUCUGAUGUUGGUUAUUUCGAAUUAGUUAUUAAGAUGUAUCCUCAAGGGAGAAUGUCGCACCAUUUCAGAGAGCUGCGCGUUGGUGAUUAUCUUGCUGUGAAGGGACCCAAGGGGCGGUUCAGGUAUCAACCCGGUGAAGUUAGAGCAUUUGGGAUGAUUGCUGGAGGCUCUGGCAUUACACCAAUGUUCCAAGUAGCCAGAGCUAUAUUGGAGAACCCGAAAGACACGACAAAUGUACACCUUAUCUAUGCAAACGUCACAUACGAGGACAUUCUUUUGAAGGAAGAGCUGGAUAGCCUUGCCGCUAAGUAUCCCGGUCGCUUCAAAGUCUACUAUGUUCUGAACCAGCCUCCUGAAGUGUGGGAUGGUGGUGUCGGCUUUGUAUCGAAGGAAAUGAUUCAAACCCAUUGCCCUGCACCAGCACCGGAUAUCCGGGUUUUGAGGUGUGGCCCUCCACCCAUGAACAAGGCCAUGACUGGACACCUUGAUGCACUCGGAUAUUCACCUGAUAUGCAGUUCCAGUUCUGAUCCUUGUAGACUAAGCCUAAGCUCGACUUCGAAUGUCAUUUGUUGGGUGCCCUUCUGUUUUCUAUCACCAUGUACUGAAAAUAAUGUAGACUUGUGAACAUACUCAGGUCGGUAAUUUACACCCCAUAAUUACAGCCAAAUUCAAAUAAUAAACCUUUACUGCUUUACGUCCAUAA